Molecule: messenger RNA, 3862 nt
Organism: Platichthys flesus (European flounder)
Lineage: Eukaryota; Metazoa; Chordata; Actinopteri; Pleuronectiformes; Pleuronectidae
Gene: plppr2b
Product: phospholipid phosphatase related 2b
Exons: 8
Coding region: 455-1552 (365 amino acids)
Biological process (GO): phospholipid metabolic process; phospholipid dephosphorylation; signal transduction
Molecular function (GO): phosphatidate phosphatase activity
Source: RefSeq, a predicted model, not a curated record
ACACACACACACACUCCUUUUCUCUCUCUUCCUCUCCUCGUAUCCACCGGCAACUACGCUGAGCAGCCUCCUUCACCAACCCAGUGGAUCCCCUCACUUGACUAAUUAGCCCUGAAGUGCUGCUAAAGCUCAUCAUAUUUAGUGUAGCGACCUAGCGGCAGAGUGCAGACAGAUAUAGACUAGGCUGGCUGGAGGCUGGGUGCCUGGCUGUGGGCAAGCUCUCUAUCUCUCUCUGUUCACACUCAGUGCCGAGGACUUCUCAGUGGCGGAGCGGCGGAAGUGAGAGGUGGGUUUUGCUUUGAAAUAGACGGGAGGAGGGGAAAAAACUGAAAGAAGCGCAGCUGAGACCACAACAGAACCACAGAAUGGGAGAGGGCUGCAGGUGCAGAUCCUCCUAGAGACGGAGACUUGGAGGAGGCAGUGGUCACUGCUCGUAACGUACAAAAGAUUUAAGAUGAUUGACAGCCAGCUAUCAGCACAGAGGAGGGCGAUGAUGAGGAACAUCCCUGAUGAAGACCAAGGCCUGCAGAAGACCAGCACCUACAUCGUGCCCUGCUUCCUCUUAGUGGAGCUGGUCAUCAUGGCAGGGACCGUUCUGUUGGCGUACUACUUCGAGUACACGGACACGUUCCCCGUGCACGUCCAGGGCUUCUUCUGUUUCGACAAAGCCUACUCCAAGCCGUUCCCGGGACCAGAGGACAACAGCAAGGCGCCACCCGUCCUGGUCUACUCCCUGGUCACUGCCAUCCCCACGGUGACGAUCCUGAUCGGGGAAGUGACCAGUUUCUUUGUGAAGACAGAGGGAGCUCAGGAGAAAACCAUAGUGACCGCCGACUGCUGUUAUUUCAACCCUCUCCUCCGCAGGAUUGUACGUUUUCUAGGUGUCUACUCCUUCGGCCUCUUCACCACCACCAUCUUUGCCAACGCCGGUCAAGUGGUGACAGGAAACCAGACCCCUCAUUUCCUGUCUGCCUGCAGGCCUAACUACACGGCUCUGGGGUGCCAGUCUCCGCUGCAGUACAUCGCCGAGCGCCGAGCCUGCACGGGAAACCCGUACUUGGUGGCGUCCGCCCGCAAAUCCUUCCCCUCCAAAGACGCAGCUCUCAGCUUCUACUCAGCCAUCUACACAGUGAUGUACGUGACCCUGGUGUUCCGGACCAAAGGCACCCGUCUGACCAAGCCCACCCUCUGCCUGGUGCUGCUGUCUCUUGCCGUGCUAGUGGGGGUGGUGAGGGUUACUGAACACAGAAACCACUGGAACGAUGUCGUGGCCGGGUUUGUUACCGGAGGGGCCAUUGCUGCCUUCCUGGUGUCAUGUGUGAUCAACAAUUUCCAGCAAACCCAGAUAGGAACGCCGACUCCUCCACCUCCGCAGCGCCCCCAAGAGCCCUGUGUCGGGCUCCCUCUGCUCAGCCUGCCCCGCGUGGAGAGUCCACUCGAAAAGCUCCAGGGCUACCGUAUUCUGAGAUCACAUGACCAUCAGCCAAUCCCAUCCCCCACCCCUCCCGAUGUGCUCCUCCCCUCACGGCGUUGCCUCACCAGCGCAGUCUAGACCUGCCCUCCGAAAGUCCCCCGCCCUGCCCCGCCCACCCCAAAGGACGACAUCCUCUCCGUCGAAUCAAAUCAACGCAGGUGUGAAAGGCCGACCAAUCACAGGGAGGAGGACAGCGCACACUUUCACACGGCGAGCCUGGAGGAGAACCUGUCGUUUUGAAGACCAAUAUGAGACAGAGACCUGUCCUUCUGUCCAGUUUAUCCUCUGAGAUGGCCUCUGGGUGUAAAAGACCCCUCAUGAGACUUGCCAAAGCCAGAGGUGUUGAAGCAAUACUGUGUCACACUCCCUUGUCCUUUCUUUCCACAAAUACUCGACAGUAACUUUAAAGACUGUUGGCUGGUGAUGACUUGAGAAAACACACCAAUAAAAAAAAAACUGAGGGUUUGGGGACGGAAGAAUAUUCCAGUCACUACCGGAUCAUCCUCAAAAGACCACAUUCUGACACUCAGGACAAUCAAAUGAAAAAUAAAAAAGACCUAUCAUCCAAUCAAAAAGCAGGCACUACCGAGAAUUACGAUACAGAAGAUUUUUUCUGUCACAAAGGACUCACAAGAGAUGCUGUCGAAGAGGAAAGCGCUUUUGUAAAUUAUAGCACAGAUGAACCAGUUUAGCGUUCAGUCAUAAGUGUUGUUUAUUUACCUGUUUAGGGGAGGAUAUCGGUUCGAUCUCCUGCUGUACAUUGUGUGAAGUGAUAGACGGGAGAUUUACACACACAAGAGCUGUGUUUGUGAUUCACGUAGACUGCACGUAAAGAUGGACGCCGCGUCUCCAUGUCCUCCCGCUAUCCAGAAAGGAAACUGGAAAAUCCUGGAUACGAACGGCUCCAUAGAUCCGAGCCGAAUGAAGAACUCCCGACAAUGACAGGAACCAUGUUUGAAAAAAUGAUAUCUGAAGUUUACUUUUUAGAGGGGAGGCAGGAUUCAAGGACUCAGUGUAAUGUAGGGCCUGUUUCUGUGCAGACAUCAAGUGAACAAUAAAAAACAGUAAAUAGACCUAUACAAUAAUACAAAAUAUUUUUAGAUAGAAUUAUGGUUAUACAAUUACAAAUCUUAAAUACAUUUCCAAAAGCAGAACACACAGUUUACCUGGAGUUCAAAUGAAUGACACAUACUGCAGCCAACCACCAGGUGGAGAUCAAGACACUUAGGCUUAAAUUAAGGGCAGCUGUCAUAUCGUCCAUCUUUAUAUACAGUCUACACUGAAACCAUGUUUGUGUUGGCGCGUCAGUUGACUCAUCCCUGUAGAGAAAGGAACUGGAUUUACACCAACCUUCCAAACAUUUUAACUACUUAAUAUUCAGGUGUCUGUGUGCGCGAGUGCGUGUGUGUUUUCUUGUGUGUGUUUGUGUGUGUGUGUGUUAUGACGUGUAUGUUCUACAUCCAUGCUGUGAAAUAUUUGGAAAAGUUUUAUUAUAAAGUUUUAUACGAAUUCUUUGUCAGUGUCCAAUAUAAUCCACCAUCCGCUAUGUCCCUUACACCCUCUCAUGCUUGGUCUUCGUUUUUUAAUUUCAAAUAACUUAUAUCUAAAUACAUCCACACAACAUGUUAACAAAACAAAUGUGUUAUAAGAUUGUUUUUUUGUUAUUUUUCCUAUCUGCCAUUAUUUCCUCACACCGACAAUGAAUCAAAUGGCGCAGACCAUGUGUGUGACACCAAGCUACGAUCUCUUGACUUUUGUAUAGUUUUGUACAGUGAAUAGGUUUCUCAACACGGUAUACACCACAUUGUCAUUAUGUUUCAAGUGUGAGAACAGUGAGACGCAACCUGAGACUGUCCUGCAGGAGCACGAGCAGUAGCCUGAUCUGAAGCAGGAAUGUAGCGCAGUGGAGAAGUGUGUGAAAUCCUGAUGUGUGUGUGGUGGUGGCUGACAACUUGCUUUGGUUCGGCUCAGUUCAACAGGAAAGACAGGCUGCCAGUGGGAGAGUCUGCAGUGGCUUAUAUACAGAAGACAUAGAGUUAUAUUAAGCAUGUGUGAGUAUGUGUGAGUGUGUAUGCUUACUGGUGUGUGUAUGAUGAUUCUACAUUGUACGGCAGCGUAACUGUUAAUUUGGUUUUCUUAAGUGAAACAGUUAAAAGUAGCUGCUAUAAUUCCACACGUGUUAGUGCGUAAGUGCAGGCCUUCAAAGGACCCCCUGUUGAGGCGUCCCAACUAUGCCUGUUAUAGCAGAAGGUGCUCAUUAUAGCUUUGAGAUUAGCCACAGUAACACUACAUCUUCUUUUUUUGUAAACUACCGAAGGGAUAGAGAACACCCACGUUAAUAUGUCUUUGUUUUGUAUUUAUUUAACUAAAUAAACGGCAAUUACCACA